Molecule: messenger RNA, 1333 nt
Organism: Leptonychotes weddellii (Weddell seal)
Lineage: Eukaryota; Metazoa; Chordata; Mammalia; Carnivora; Phocidae
Gene: RBMX2
Product: RNA binding motif protein X-linked 2
Biological process (GO): mRNA splicing, via spliceosome
Cellular component (GO): catalytic step 2 spliceosome; precatalytic spliceosome; U2 snRNP
Molecular function (GO): RNA binding
Source: RefSeq, a predicted model, not a curated record
AGCGCUGCGUCGGGGCUGCGCACGCGCGGUGCAGACUCGCCCGGAAGUCAGGGUCUCGGUACUGAGCGCGAACCUGAGAAGAUGAACCCUUUAACUAAAGUGAAGCUGAUCAACGAGCUGAAUGAGCGUGAGGUCCAGCUUGGGGUGGCAGAUAAGGUGUCCUGGCACUCCGAGUACAAAGACAGCGCCUGGAUCUUCCUGGGAGGGCUUCCUUAUGAACUGACUGAAGGGGACAUCAUCUGUGUGUUCUCACAAUAUGGGGAGAUUGUUAACAUUAAUCUGGUGCGGGACAAGAAGACUGGGAAAUCCAAAGGAUUCUGUUUCCUUUGCUAUGAAGACCAGAGGAGCACAAUUCUGGCUGUUGACAAUUUUAAUGGGAUCAAGAUCAAAGGAAGAACUAUUCGAGUGGAUCAUGUGUCCAACUAUCGAGCUCCCAAGGACUCUGAAGAAAUAGAUGAUGUGUCCAAAGAACUCCAGGAGAGGGGCUGUGGGGCUCACACCCCCUCAGUGAGUUCAUCUGAAGGUUCUGAAGAUGACAAACCCACAAAAAAACACAAAAAAGACAAAAAGGAAAAAAAGAGAAGAAAGAAAGACAAAGAGAAGCCUGACCGGGAGGUACAGGCGGAGCAGCCAGCCCCCUCUUCGCCACCCAGAAACAAGAUGGUAAAGGAAAAGGAUGACCGUGGCUCUAAAAAGCAUAGCAACAAGAACUCAGAGUGGGGUCAGAAGUCAGAGCCCAGGGAGGUGCGGAAGCACCAGCCCAGCUCUCCCGAGGUCAGGGCGACCUGCCGCGGUGGAGCAGGGGACAGAGAGAGGGAGCCGAAGAAGGAGAAACCGAAGCAUGAACAUAGGUCCUCAACCAGAGAAGAAAAGAACAGAGAUAGAGACCGGGGCCGAAGCUCAGACACACACUCCAGCCGGCCCAAUGGGCGUUCUGAGGGGCGUAGUCAGCGAAGUAGAAGUAGGAGCCGAGAGAGGUCCCACAGGCCGAAGAGGGCCCGGCACUCGUGGGACCAGGAGUCCUCUAACCCCGGUGACCGCAGACACCACUGAAGCAGCGGCCUCUCUCUCUUCCUGGUAGAACUGGAACUGGAAAUGAACUUGGUCUUUAAAAUGCAAUGGUACUCAGUUAUGCUUUUACUGUUACUGUAAGUAAAAUAUCUGAGGCCGAAUUCUUCCAAUCCCUUGAGUAUUAGAGUCAUUGAGAGCUGUAGUUUUAACAGCCUCAUAGGCCUGGAUUUUUGAGCGAAAUCCAUUGUUCCUGGGAAUAUGCUCAGUACUUACCAGAGGAGGUAUCCUAAAUUUGGUUUCAUAAAUGUGGUCCUUGAAUUUA